This is a messenger RNA of Lasiosphaeria miniovina, 4935 nucleotides long. Its product is annotated as Golgi CORVET complex core vacuolar protein 8-domain-containing protein. Gene Ontology annotation, biological process: endosomal vesicle fusion; protein targeting to vacuole. NCBI's taxonomy places the organism in Eukaryota, Fungi, Ascomycota, Sordariomycetes, Sordariales, Lasiosphaeriaceae. The transcript is spliced from 3 exons. Bases 1 to 4935 code for a protein of 1644 amino acids. Gene Ontology annotation, cellular component: late endosome; HOPS complex. Gene Ontology annotation, molecular function: protein binding. The record is from RefSeq and is a predicted model, not a curated record.
AUGGCAAACGCACCGGAACCUUCCACAAUAGCCGACGACCAGAGCUCGAGCUCGAGCGACGAGGACACGGUAAAGGGCGACCGCGAUGAGGACCACAUCGCCGACAUGCUCGACGAGGGUUCACCCUCUCCGACAGAUUCAGUGGCCCUCACGGGUGCCGAGGCCGUUGCUAUUAGCUACCGUGAACUAGUCGAGGCUUCGCGCGAGGCGGCCUCGGAAGAUGGGUCGACGGAUGCCAUCCCCCGGCGGGCCGGGAGUCCCAUUGACUCCUUGCUCUCCAUACCAGACGACUCGCCAUCUGUUCAGGGUUCCGUCGUCUCGUCGCCCGGCAGCAGCGUCUUGCUCCCUUCCUUUGGCUCCAGACCUGGAAUGGGAAGCCCUACCCCGUCCUUUCGGCCCUUCGAUCAACGAUUCCAAUCACGCCUUUUCUCCCCAAGCAUUAACUCCCCCCGGCCAUCUUCUCCCGCAUUUCUGGCGGGCCACAGCCGGACUGUUUCAGUGGCCAGCCAGUUCCUGCUCGAUCCGGCCGAGCCGGAUACUCCUGCGCCGCCAUGGGAAGUUGUGCGGUGGACAAAACUAAUGAAACUCAACGGCCAGGCGUUCUCAGAAGCAGGGAAGAGAAAUUUUGGGUCGCCGACAUGCCUUGCGGUCUCGGCCUCGAUCGUGUUGGGGACGACAAAGGGGAUAAUAUUGGUGUUUGACUACAACCAGAACCUGAAGAUGAUAAUCGGCCCAGGCACCAAAGCUGUUGAAUCCGGCCCUAUCACCUCCGUCGCAGUUUCUGCAGACCACACUACCAUCGCCGGCGGGCACGCAAAUGGUAACAUAUUUACCUGGGAUACCGCACGAGCUGCGCGACCGUUCCUCGCCAUACCACAUCUCGAUGUCACCCAGAUGCAGAACAGGGUGGUGGAUGGCCAUGUCUCGAAUGUGACCAUUACCCACCUUGGAUUCCUCGGCACACGGCACACAGCUCUUGUCUCGGCAGAUGACCGAGGAAUGGCAUUCUCCCACCUGGCGACCCGGGGUACUGGAGCGCUUGGUAGAGCGGUCAAGACAACCCGUAUUUUAGGCCGAUAUCCGGACGUUAAACCGCCAUCCGGAAAGGCGCUAAAGCCCAGCACCGUGUUAGCAUUCGGCUCCUUGCCUCUCGGCAACGUUGAGAUGGCGACAGACACGCUGGGUCUGACGGCAAUGCUCACGCCGUAUUUGCUAGUAAUCGUGUCAACUACCCCUAUUGCGCAAACACAGCAUAAAUCCGCUCGUCCAAAAGAAGUUGCUGCCCACGGCGCCAUGACAGGUUGCUUGGCCUGGUUUCCCGCCGUCAAGUUGAAAGUGGCGGAUCCUGUCACUGGAAGCCAGAUGUCCAAGGUCAAGCUUGUGUAUUGUUGGUCUAAUGUCCUCACUGUCCUGGAUGUGGACGAGAUCCCGGCAGAAGACAGCGACAAGCCGCCGAGUCUUAGAUUUAGGGCCCGCAGUCGAUGGAAAUGCGAAGAAGCAAUCGUCGCCGUGCAGUGGCUCAGCCGAUCUGUCUUGACGGUGCUUACCAUCUCCCAGCGACUCAUAGUACUGGAAGAUCGGAGCAUGCGUAUGACCGAGGCCUUCGAUCUGAUACACAAGCACAUCUACCACGUUGACCUUUUCUCAAAACAACUCCACAAUUUGGUGGAACAGCUAGACGAGGAGGAUACGUCGAUGCACGGUGUUGUUGCCGAUGCAUUCUACAUGAGCUUCAAGGCCUACAAAGGCCGGCUGUUCCUCUUGGGGUUCAAUGAUGUGUCCCUGGGAGCCCUGUCUAAUUGGGCCGAUAGGCUGAUUGCGUUAAUGGAAAACGGCGACUAUGUCGGAGCGAUUCGGCUGGCUACAUCAUAUUACACUGGCGAUACCAACAAGCUGACCGUUGGGCUCCCGGAGGACACGGCCUUGAGGCAUUCCAUGGUCCAAGACAAGCUGAUGGAGAUUAUGAGCGCCUCCCUGAAGUACGUCUUCAACCGGAGGGGAGGAAACAGGGGGGCGACUGAAGACAGCCAUCUUCAAGAGCUUGCCGAGACGUGCUUCGUGGCAUGCCAAAGUGUUAGUGAUGUCGACUUUGUGUUUGAUGAGAUGUUUGAAGCAUACGAGGAUGCUGGUGUGGAAGGGUUCUUCCUCGAGACUCUGGAACCUUACAUCCUCGACGGAUCAAUCACUGCGAUACCGGCGGUGGUCGUGAAAGAAAUGGUGCCUCAUUUUGUCAGCAAGGGAUGGGAGGGUCGACUUGAAGAGCUGAUCUGUCACAUGGACACUGCCACCCUCGACCUAGACCAGACCACACUUCUCUGCAAGCAGCACGGCCUUUACGACGCCCUGAUCUAUGUCUGGAACCAGGCCUUGAGAGAUUUCAUCACUCCUCUCCUCGACCUCUUGUCUCUGCUUGUACCCCUGGUACAGAAUGACAAGUUUCCGAGCUCUGGAGACGUAAUGGGCAACGACUCAUACUGGGCUGGUGCUUUCAAGAUUUUCCCCUAUCUCUCUUACGCCCUUACUGGACGAGUCUACCCAACAGGCGAGGAGCUCCCUAAGGAUGUGGCCCAGAAGGCGAAAGCCGAGCUUUACUGGUUCCUAUUCUCGGGGAAGAGCAUCGCAUGGCCGAAAGGCAGCAGCAAACGACUCCUUACAAAACCUGGCCAGUCCCAGGAACCUUCGUUUCCAUAUCUACGCAUGAUAUUGAAGUUCGAUGCUCCCAGGUUCUUGAGUGCACUCAACGAAGCAUUCGAGGAUUCGUUUCUCAAUGACUCCCCCGAGAAGCAGCUGAACGGUAGCGCUGGUCGAGAUCUGCCCGAAGAGCAAAUCUUUGGGCUGACGGUAGACAGACAGUACAUCGUCUCCAUUUUGAUGGAAAUCAUGAACCCCAACGAAUUUGCCGCCGAGGAUACCAUUUACCUCGACAUGUUUAUUGCUCGAAAUCUCCCAAAGUACCCGCAAUAUCUCCUUUUUACUGGCUCUACGCUCACGAAGGCUCUAAUCGGACUGUGCAAAUACCCCGGCGAAGACUUGGCCGACGAUGCACAGCUGAGCGCAGAAUACCUGCUCUCGACCUACCAGCCGCCAGACAUCUCAGAACUGAUACCCCUGUUCAAAUCCGCAGGUUUCUACCGCAUACUAAAGCGCAUCUACAGAAUCGAUAAGCAGUAUGGGAAACUUGUCCAAACCUAUUUUGAGGAUCCUGAUGACCGCGAGGGUGUUUUUGAUUGCAUUGACAUCUGCUUGCGGCCACAGACAGGUCUUACACGCCGUCAGGUCCAGGAUGUGCACCUCGUUCUCAAGGAGAACUCGGAAGAGCUGGUGGAACUCGACCCCUCGAGGGCAGCAAAGACUAUUGCAAGACACGCCCCUGAGCUGCACCAGCACGUUCUCGACUCGGCCGCCGCACAACCGGGUCUGCAGUAUGCUUACUUGAAGACAAUACUGGAGCCAGAGAAGGAACUCUCCCUCGGCCCCCCCCCAGAUCGGGAGCUGGUGGAACAAUAUUUGCGGCUCAUGUGCAGAUUCGAUCCGACACAUGUCUCUGAUUAUGUGGGGCUGGUGCAGUCUGCCGACUUGAGAUUGGACGAGUUGUUGCCGACAAUGGAAGAGACAGGCGUGAUUGACGCCGCAGUCAUUCUCAUGGCAAAGGAAGGCCAGGUGCAGGAGGCAAUGGCUCGUCUGAUUAAACAUCUCGGGACGCUGGAGUCAGCAUUGCAAGGCUUGGUAGCGGGGGCUGGCUCGCAGUCCGAUCUCGCCGGUAUUCAAGAUUCUGCUGAAGAGCUCAUGGAAGCACUUCAGAAGUACACCCUGGUUGGCAUUUGGCUCUGCCAGGGUCAAACCAAGACAGUGCGCGACGCGAAUAGUGUUCGGCGUCGCCAGAAGGAGCCCAGCAAGAGCGCUCUCUCGGCCGAUGAGAAUCUCUGGCUCGACUUGAUUGAAACAUCGGCGCAAAUCACCCGACGGCUAUCAGCUAUCCUACAGCCGCUAUCUGGGGAGUCUCCCGCACUGAUAAACGGUGACGUAGUCUGCCAUGAGGUCAUCCCUCAGGCUGUGGACGCCAGUAAACUUCUCGGUCUCUUGCGGGCACUUGUACAAAACACUUUUACUGCUCUCCUCACGUCAACUUCGACGCAAGCAGCACCGUCAAUGGUCAAGGGUGCGGCGGGAAUUGGGACUAACUUCUCAUUCCUCCGAGUUCUCCGAGCCUUCCUGACGAGGGCCGCAGCAUCUUCUCCGAAUCUCGCAGACCUACGGGCGGUGCUCGUAUCCAUCUUCUCUGCGUAUGCGUACGAAGAGUCGAUACUCAACCUCUCCAACCGUCUCCUCGAGCGAAGUCUCUUUGUCAGCGUCAGCCAAGCUGUUGAGCUUCGGCAACGGGGAUGGCGCCCUAGAGGGUCAACCUGUGAAGCAUGCGGUCGGCGAAUAUGGGGCCCCGGACUUGCGGGAAAUGUGUUUGGGGCGUGGGAGGAGCGUCGAGCUUCUGAGGAGAGGCGUCGCCAGCAAAUGAAGACGCCCAUCUUAUUGCCCGGACUGGAGUGGGCAGGCAACGGCAAGGCCGGCGGCAGUGGAUCUGGAGAGGGAAUCGAGGAUUAUAUCGGGAUUGGGAAAGGCAAAGGGAAAGACAUGAGCCCGCGUGUAGAGCAAGAACAGGACUGGGAACGGGAGAGGGAACGGGAAAGAGAGACCGACGGUACCGACGAAGUGGCGGAACAAGAGGCUACUACUUCGGGCCCGGAUGGGGCUGCAUAUGGGCUCCCAGACCAGCUAAGCCCGAGGAAAAAAGACCAAACACUCGGACCGCUGGUGGUGUUAGCCUGCAGGCACAUCUACCACCAGAGCUGUCUUGAGGAAAUCCAAGCCAAGCAAGGUCCCAUGGGACAUGCGGGUGGAUAUGGGAAAGAGAGGGAGUACAGAUGUCCCAUUGAUGGAUGA